Messenger RNA from Aegilops tauschii subsp. strangulata, 648 nucleotides. Lineage: Eukaryota; Viridiplantae; Streptophyta; Magnoliopsida; Poales; Poaceae. The record is from RefSeq and is a predicted model, not a curated record.
AUGACGACGUCUUCAAGUUCCUUCCCCUCCUCGCCAUUCGCUCACGCCGCCACCGAGAAGCUCACUGAGGGCAAUCAGGCUAUGUGGGGGGCCACUGUGCUCUCCGCCAUCCGGGGAGCCCAGAUGGCGAAGUACCUCGACGUUGAACAGCCAGCACCGCCCAUACAGAUCGACGUGACCUCCUCCGACGGCAAGACCACGGCGAAGGCGCCGAAUCCUGACUUCCAGACCUGGGAUGCUUGCAUCUUGCACCCGUUCGCAGACCACCAACGUCCGGAUCGACCUCGCAACCUGCAGAAGGGCAACCUAUCCAUCACCGACUACGUCGGGAAGAUCAGAACCCUCUGUGAUGAGCUGAUCGCCGCAGGGAAGAGGGUGAACGAGGAAGACAUCGUCUCCCACAUCCUAGCCGGACUCGAUGAAGAGUUCGAUCCUGUGGUUUCUGCCAUGUGCUCCAGGAUGGAACCAGUCACCGCGGCCGAGCUAUUUUCUCAGCUGCUCAGCUUCGAGACGAGGCUGAAUCUUCGUGGCGGCGGGUCGCAGUCCUCCGCCAACACUGCCACUCGAGGCCACAAACAAGGCGGCGGAGGUGGUGACCACGGCCGUAGACAAGCUGGCAAUGGUGGUGACCGCGGCGGUCGUGGCUAA